Danio aesculapii is the source of this 1385-nucleotide messenger RNA. RefSeq names its product ecto-ADP-ribosyltransferase 4. Gene Ontology annotation, molecular function: NAD+-protein-arginine ADP-ribosyltransferase activity; NAD+ poly-ADP-ribosyltransferase activity. The coding region runs from base 207 to 1043 and encodes 278 amino acids. The record is from RefSeq and is a predicted model, not a curated record. The transcript is spliced from 4 exons. NCBI's taxonomy places the organism in Eukaryota, Metazoa, Chordata, Actinopteri, Cypriniformes, Danionidae.
AGAUCAUUGGACUGAACGAACAUGAUGACUGAAGCUCUUCUCACUUUAGCUGCACUACAGACAUGGAUGAAUUGCAAUGUACAAAACACACCUUCCCAUCUGUAGAUUUGUACAGUUGUUGUCGUCUGGCUGUUAGCGUCUAACUUUUCUGAUCUUCUUCUGAAAAGAAAAUAGAGCCUAGAAAAAAAACGGUACUCUCAGACUGAAUGAAGAUGAAGAUUGAAGCUCUUCUGCUCAUUUUAGCUGCUCUACAGGAUCACUCAGCGGCUGCUCCUGUAAGAACAAUAUAUCCACUGGAUAUGGCUCUGAAUUCAGUUGAUGAUCAGUAUAAGGGAUGUACAGAGACAAUGACGAACAAGACAGAGAACUACUAUCUACCGAAGGAAAGAUCUGCCUCGGCUGAGUUCAAUAAAACUUGGCAGGAUGGAGAAGCGAAUGCAAAGAAACCUGAGGAUAACCUGACAAUGAAUCAUUCGGUUGCUCUUUAUGUUUAUACUAACAAAGAUUCAAGUGUGUACAGUGAUUUCACUAAAGCCACUCGCACUGAGAAACAGGCUUACAUAAACGGUACUUUUAAAUGGUAUUCACUUCACUUUCUGCUAACAGAAGCCGUUCAGAUUCUGAAGAAAACACAGCCUAGAUGCUUUCUGACGUAUCGUGGGACAAAUCUUCAGUUUGAGGCUCAGGGCAAAGUAGUUCGCUUGAGCUCUUUUUCAUCCUCGUCUCUUAAUCGAACAGUAAUUCAGGCUUUCGGAAAUGUGUCUUGUUUUGAGAUCUACACUUGUGAAGGUGCGAAUCUGACGAAAUACUCAAAGUAUCCUGAGGAGAAAGAGGUGCUGAUUCCUCCGUACGAGACGUUUAAUGUCGCUGCUGUGAAAAACAGAACAAAUGAGAAAGAUCUGUGGUGUGAAACUGUGUUCGUGCUGAACAGCACCGGGACAAGAAGUGACCUGAACUGUGCUUUGAUGAACUCUGGACGCCAUGCUUCUUUUAGUAACGUUUUACUAAUUAUGUCCAUAUUAUUUUUAUAUUUUAACUUGUGAAUUGUGGGCAGCACGAUUGCCUCACAGCAAGAAGGGCACUGGUUUGAGCCUCAGCUGGGUCAGUAGUCAUUUCUAUGCGGAGUUUGCAUGUUCUCCCCGUGUUCCUCCGGGUGCUCUGGUUUCCCCCACAUGUCCAAAGACAUGUGGUAUUGGGGAAUUGGGUACGCUAAAUUGUCUGUAGUGUAUGUGUGUGUAUGAGUAUGUAUAGAUGUUUCCCAGUGAUGGGUUGCGGCUGGAUGGGCAUCUGCUGCGUAAAACUUAUGCUGGAUAAGUUGGCGGUUCAUUCCGCUGUGGCGACCUCAGAUUAAUAAGGGACUAAACCGAAAUUUUUUUAGAAAUGAA